Messenger RNA from Fusarium pseudograminearum CS3096, 1299 nucleotides. RefSeq lists its product as uncharacterized. Gene Ontology annotation, biological process: endosomal transport; vacuole organization. The transcript is spliced from 3 exons. The record is from RefSeq and is a predicted model, not a curated record. Gene Ontology annotation, molecular function: ATP binding; ATP hydrolysis activity. Bases 1 to 1299 code for a protein of 432 amino acids. Lineage: Eukaryota; Fungi; Ascomycota; Sordariomycetes; Hypocreales; Nectriaceae.
AUGUCGACCAACUUUCGCGACCGCGCCAUCGCAGAGGUGCAAAAGGCCAUCACGGCCGACCACAACAAGGAGUACCAAAAGGCCUUCGACCUCUACAUGUCCUCCAUGGAACUCUGGGUCAAGGCGCUCAAGUGGGAGAAGAAUAAGGCUCUCAAAGUCACCAUGCAGGAGAAGAUGGCCACCUACCUCGACCGCGCAGAGAAGCUCAAGCAAUUCCUCGCCAACGAGAACGAUCCCAGCGCAAAUGGCAAUGGCAAGUCCGCUAUGGGCGCUAACGGUGCCUCCACUAGCAAGGGCAAGCCUGCAGCAGGCGAGGACGACGAUAGCAAAAAGUUGCGCAACGCAUUGUCGGGUGCCAUUCUCCAAGAGAGGCCCAACGUGCGGUGGGAAGAUAUCGCUGGUCUUGAGGGUGCCAAGGAGACGUUAAAGGAGGCUGUUGUGCUGCCCAUCAAGUUCCCCAGUCUGUUCCAGGGCAAGCGACAGGCGUGGAAGGGUAUCCUGUUGUACGGUCCUCCAGGUACAGGUAAAAGUUACCUCGCCAAGGCUGUUGCGACAGAAGCGAACAGUACAUUUUUCAGUAUCAGCAGUUCCGAUCUGGUCAGCAAAUGGAUGGGUGAGAGUGAAAGGUUGGUCAAGCUCCUUUUCUCUAUGGCGCGCGAAAAUAAGCCUUCGGUUAUCUUCAUCGACGAGAUCGAUGCCCUGUGCGGUCCCCGUGGUGAGGGCGAGUCCGAGGCUUCACGUCGUAUAAAGACCGAGAUUCUGGUUCAAAUGGACGGUGUGGGCAACGACAGCAAGGGUAUUUUAGUUCUGGGAGCCACCAAUAUUCCCUGGCAACUCGAUGCUGCUAUUCGACGACGAUUCCAGCGUCGUGUGCAUAUUGGUCUUCCCGACCAAAAUGGACGAGCACGCAUGUUUAAGCUGGCCAUUGGCGAUACCGACACUGCUCUCGUGGCGGCCGAUUACAACGUUCUUGCUUCUAAAUCGGAAGGAAUGUCCGGUAGUGAUAUCGCCAACGUGGUUCAAUCUGCCCUUAUGAGGCCUGUCCGAAAGAUUCUACAAGCCACCCACUUCAAGGCUGUUAUGAAAGAUGGUAAGCGCAUGUUGACGCCUUGCUCGCCCGGCGACCCAGAAAAGAUUGAGAUGACGUACGACGACGUUUCAUCGGAGGAACUACUGGCUCCAGACGUGCAGCUCAAGGACUUUGAGAUGGCGCUGGACGACUCGCAUCCAACUGUAUCCAAGGACGAUAUCGCAAGGCAGAUCGAGUGGACCAACGAGUUUGGUAGCGAAGGUGCAUGA